Mus musculus (house mouse) is the source of this 2145-nucleotide messenger RNA. RefSeq names its product testis expressed gene 21 (gene Tex21). NCBI's taxonomy places the organism in Eukaryota, Metazoa, Chordata, Mammalia, Rodentia, Muridae. The record is from RefSeq and is a predicted model, not a curated record. The transcript is spliced from 9 exons. The coding region runs from base 473 to 2038 and encodes 521 amino acids.
UGGUGUAUGUACACAUAUGUGUAUAAUUGUGUGCAUGUGUGAACAGGCUUGCAGGUCAGAAGAGCAUGUAGGGUGUCCACCACUCUCAUCCCUUAUUCUAUUCCUCGAAGGCAGAGUCACUCCCUGAACUUGGAGCUUGUAGUUUUUCUCUGUCUAGACUAGCAGCCACCAAGCCUCAGAAAUCCUCCCGUCUCCACCCUGGCCUGCCCAGCGCAGUCUACAGGCCUGCUCAGGACCAUGAUUUGCUUUUUAUAGGGAUGCUGCAAUCUGAACUCUUGACCUCAUAUGCUUGCCUGCUUAGCCAUCCCCCUUGCCCUGUUUAGAGUUAGCUACACAUGGAAAUGUCUCGGGAUGGUUUAUGUACGUUGCCUUGAUUCCUGUACUCUCAGAGAUCACAGCACAGAAUUCAGACGGGCUGCAUUUGCUUCCUGCAGGUAGAAACUGUUAGGCUUGUUUUGAUCCACCUCUUGAAAUGGAUCCUACCGGGAACCCAAUCAUACACAACAAAAAGGCAGCCGACCCAGUCCAUCCUGACCUUGCCAGCAUGUUGGUGAAAAACAAGACUCUUUUAGCUGAGCUGAGAAAUCUUCAAAGCAAGCUCUAUGUGAAAGAAACGUCUUUGCAAGAGGUGAAGGCUGAGUUAGAGAGUUACAAAGAAAGGAAUGCCCAGCAGGAGCUACAGAUAAUAUCCCUGAGAGAUGACAUCAAGAGCCUUCAGGACCUUAUUGAUUCUCUAAUGAAGAUGAAGAUUUUGAAAAACACAAAUUCUCAGAAUUUUGGAAGACACAACUGGGAUCUAACUGAGAGAGUUCUAGAUCUAGAGAACCGUUUAAGGGAACAUCUGGUGGGAAGAGAGGAGAUUAAGGCGGAGCUUCUGGAGAAGAGGCGGUCCUGCCCCAGCAGCUUCUCGCCCUAUAUGAAUCUGAAAGGACCGGAAGAUUCCUUGGAUAUUUUCCCAGUGAAGGACAAUGAUGAAGUCUACAAUUUGAAGAGAGGCAGUGUUGUUUACUCUGAGGGACCAAUUGAUGGGCAAACUACUGGUGAUAAAUGUCAGCAAGAUUUGAUCCACCAAGAAAAGCUAACGUCUGAGUUGGACAGAGCUCCGUUUUCCUGCGGCUGGGAAACCACACCUGAGCAAUCCCAUCACCAGGAUUUCCUCGGUCAGUUGGCCACUCUCCUGAGUGACAGCAUCGGCCCUAUACUAGCCACAGAGGAAGCGGUGAAAGAGAGGAUCCAGGAAAUGGGUGCAAAUGAACAGUCGUGGAAAUGCAAGGCUGAAGCCCUGCAGCAGGAAAUCCAGACGCUCACCAAGAGACUUGAGCAGCUCUACCGCCUUUAUGAAGAAGCCCAGACUGAAGAAAAUUACACGGAACAGGAAAGACCCUUGGGACCCCUGGAAGGAAAGGUUGCUGUCAGCUGCUCUCUGAGGAACUUAGAUGUGGGCAGGAAGAAAGAAAACUCCAGGACCCGGACUGCCCACAUAGAUAAACACAGCAAGUUCAAAAAGUUAGAGAUGUUAUUGGAUAUUGAGCAGAAUUCCAAGAUGGCUGCAGCCCCAAGGAUGGAGGAGAAAAUCCAGAGACUUCAGAAGCAGCUUAGUGAUUUGAAAUUGUCAAACAAAAACAUGAAGACUCAACUAACGAGAAUAAAUGUCCUUAAAGACAAAACAAUUGAGAGGCUCAGGCAAUCUGUAACAAAAGUUGAAACCUUGAAAGAGAAGACAGCAGCCAAAACAGACAACUUGAAAACCCCAUCAGAUCCUGCGGAGCAGGGAGCAAGACCAGAAAAGGAGAGGGCCCACCAGACGCCAGCCCAGAGCCUUCCAGACCCUUCCACAGUCAGGGCUGUGCUGAAAGGGCUCUCAGGACGAGAGCAAGAGCUUGCUGACUUCCGGGAAGCCAUCAUGAAGAUGCUGGGAUUUAACAUGAAAACAGCAGACAAGGAUGUCAUUAAUCGGCUGAAGCUUGUCGUCCAAAUUUAUGAAAUUUCUAAAAGAUCAAAGAUGGCUUCUCACUGUGAGCCUGGUCAGGCCAAGUGAGCAAGAUCUACCUCUAUAUGCGGUUAAGAAGUUAUACACAGCUGUUUCCUACAGCACCCAGAAAAUAGCUACAUUGUGAAUAAAAUUGCAACAUUUCAACUAAAAAA